AGCGACGAUCUUUCGGUGGGGUACGCACGGUAGCUGGUAGGCGGGCGUUCGCGUAGUGUUACGAAUUACGAUGAUCGCCGCGGUAGUAUGCCUUUGUUAUCAUCCGAACCCAUUCGCGCCAGGUGUCUAAUAAAAUCAAAUUUGGUCUCGACCCGAUCAAACGUCGCCAACAACAGAAUGCCAAACAUCAAGGUGUUCAGCGGCACGUCGCACCCGGAUUUGGCGCAGCGGAUCGUCGACCGGUUGGGCAUCGAUGUCGGCAAGGUGGUCACCAAGAAGUUUAGCAACCUCGAAACAUGUGUUGAAAUUGGAGAAUCAGUAAGAGGGGAAGAUGUUUAUAUUAUACAGAGUGGUAGUGGUGAAGUUAAUGAUAAUUUGAUGGAAUUAUUAAUCAUGAUAAAUGCUUGUAAAAUAGCAUCUGCAUCACGUGUUACUGCUGUCAUACCGUGUUUUCCAUAUGCUAGGCAAGACAAAAAGGAUAAGAAUGGCGACAUCCCCGAGAAUGACAAUAAUAGAUCCAGGGCAACCGUCAAGUGCAAUGAAUGGAAGUUUCGGAGUAGAGCACCAAUAUCUGCUAAAUUAGUUGCCAACAUGCUGUCGGUAGCUGGUGCUGAUCAUAUAAUAACUAUGGACCUCCAUGCUUCUCAAAUACAAGGUUUCUUUGAUAUACCUGUUGAUAAUUUAUUUGCUGAACCAGCUGUGUUAAAAUGGAUAAAAGAAAACAUACCUGAAUGGAGAAACAGCAUUAUAGUGUCACCAGAUGCUGGCGGUGCUAAAAGGGUCACGUCAAUAGCCGAUCGUCUUAAUGUUGAGUUUGCUCUUAUUCAUAAAGAAAGAAAGAAAGCUAAUGAAGUGGCAUCAAUGGUUCUAGUGGGAGAUGUUAAAGAACGCAUUGCCAUCUUGGUUGAUGAUAUGGCAGACACUUGCGGCACAAUAUGUCAUGCUGCAGAAAAAUUAACUGAAGCAGGUGCCACUAAAGUGUAUGCUAUUUUAACUCAUGGUAUAUUCUCCGGACCUGCUAUAUCUCGUAUUAAUAAUGCAUGCUUUGAAGCUGUUGUAGUUACCAAUACCAUUCCACAGGAUGGCCAUAUGAAAGAAUGUCCUAAAAUCCGUUGUAUAGAUGUAUCAAUGAUGUUUGCUGAAGCUGUUCGGCGGACACACAACGGUGAAUCAGUAUCGUAUUUGUUCUCAAAUGUGCCUUAUUGAAAUGUUAAAUCAUGUUAUUAUUAUCAUUGCUAUGUACAUGUUUAUUUAUAUAUUCAUAGAUUCAUACAAUAACCUAAUAUGCUCAAUAAAAUAUUGUAAAAUUAUACAGUUUAUAAAAAAUUAAUG
This is a messenger RNA of Melanaphis sacchari, 1332 nucleotides long. It is a transcript of the gene Prps, whose product is annotated as ribose-phosphate pyrophosphokinase 2. The record is from RefSeq and is a predicted model, not a curated record. The transcript is spliced from 7 exons. Bases 88 to 1206 code for a protein of 372 amino acids. Lineage: Eukaryota; Metazoa; Arthropoda; Insecta; Hemiptera; Aphididae. Gene Ontology annotation, biological process: purine nucleotide biosynthetic process; ribonucleoside monophosphate biosynthetic process; 5-phosphoribose 1-diphosphate biosynthetic process. Gene Ontology annotation, cellular component: cytoplasm; ribose phosphate diphosphokinase complex. Gene Ontology annotation, molecular function: magnesium ion binding; ribose phosphate diphosphokinase activity.